Molecule: messenger RNA, 4523 nt
Organism: Rubroshorea leprosula
Lineage: Eukaryota; Viridiplantae; Streptophyta; Magnoliopsida; Malvales; Dipterocarpaceae
Source: the annotation of a GenBank genome assembly
CUCUGUUUCUUUCUCGAGAAAAUCACAAAAAGAAAAUCAAACUUCGUUUCUGUUUUUAAUUUCAUCGUUUUCCUUCUUCGAAUCUCGUUAGACUUCACGAAAUCCUUCCCCAAUACGUGUGGAAAGAGUUUCCUUUGAUUUCUCUUUUUCUGCUCGGAAUAGCUUGCGUCCGAAGAAGACUUUUUUUUUUUUUAAUAAUUUGCCGACGAUUCGGAGAGUGAACGAUUGUUAAAUCCGUUUCUCGAUAUCUGUUUCACGUUCCUUAAUAUGCAAGUAAUGUGAAUUACUGGUGAAUUUCUGUUGCAAUUCGCGAGGUGAUCUGUUUGCCGGUGAGGAUGAAAUUCUUUGUUUUUGUGAUUUCUAAAGCUUUUCCGGUGGUUAGAUCUGCUUUGUGUUCGUCGGUUUUUUUUUUUUGAACGAGUGAGUUCUUGUAAUUGCAGCAAGUUUUGAGGCAUGAUUUGUUGGUGAAGAGAGGAAGGACAGUGUCUUUUCUUUCUUUUUCUUUUUCUUUUUUUUUAUUUGAUUGUUUGGAGGAGAUGAAGAGGUCGAGGGACGACGUUUACAUGGCUCCUCAACUUAAGAGGCCUAUGAUUUCUUCUCGAGGGGAAACGUAUAGAGAGAUAUCCAAAAUAGCAACCAUCUUCGCUUCGAGUAUGCACACAUUACAAGUUUCUGUUCUAUGGAAGAAUGUAGUUUGGGAUGUGUGUUUGGCCAUGCCAGGUAUGUAUAGCCAGGAGCUUGCUUUCUGUGAUAAAGUGAAGGAGAAGCUGCAAAGUCCGGAUAAUUAUCAGGAGUUCUUGAGGUGCCUUCAUCUCUAUAGCAACGAAGUGAUAACAAGACCACAAUUACAAUCCUUGGUGAGUGGUUUGUUGGAAAAAUAUCCGGAUCUCAUGGAUGGGUUCAAUGAAUUUUUGGUGCGAUGUGAGAAGAAUGAGGGAUUGCUCGCCAGUUUUGUGAGUCAAAAGUCCUUGUGGAAUGAAGGGUAUUUACCAAGUUCAGUGAAGGCAGAGGAUAGGGAUAGAGAUCGAGACCGUGAAAAGCAUGAUGGUGUAAAAGAUAGAGACCGGGAAAGGGAUAGGCUUGAUAGAGGUCCUUUUGGAAAUAAAGAUAUAGGAAGUCCCAGGAUGUCUUUGUUUGCUAGCAAGGCAAAACCCAUUAGUGAACUUGACCUCUCUAAUUGUGAACGAUGUACUCCAAGUUAUCGGCUUCUCCCAAAGAAUUAUCCAAUACCUACAGCAAGCCAGAGAACAGAGCUUGGUGCUGAAGUGCUCAAUGAUCAUUGGGUGUCUGUCACUUCAGGAAGUGAGGAUUACUCCUUUAAACACAUGCGUAAGAACCAGUAUGAAGAAAGCCUGUUUCGAUGUGAAGAUGACAGGUUUGAGCUCGACAUGUUGUUGGAAUCUGUGAAUGUAACAACCAAGCGAGUGGAAGAACUUUUGGAAAAGAUGAACAAUGCAGACAGUCCAAUUCAUAUGGAGGGCCACUUAACAGCUCUGAAUCUAAGGUGCAUUGAGCGUCUAUAUGGUGACCAUGGACUUGAUGUAAUGGAUGUAUUAAGAAAGAAUGCUCCUCUAGCUUUGCCAGUUAUAUUAACGCGCUUGAAGCAGAAACAAGAAGAGUGGGCAAGGUGUCGAGCUGAUUUUAAUAAAGUUUGGGCUGAAAUUUAUUCCAAGAACUACCAUAAGUCACUUGAUCAUCGUAGCUUCUAUUUCAAGCAGCAAGACUCGAAGAACUUGAGCACAAAAGCCUUAUUGGCAGAGAUAAAAGAAAUCAGUGAGAAGAAGCGAAAGGAAGAUGAUGUACUUCUUGCUAUUGCAGCUGGAAACAGACGGCCUAUUAUUCCAAAUUUGGAGUUUGAUUACGCUGAUCCUGAAAUUCAUGAAGAUAUGUAUCAGCUCAUCAAAUAUUCUUGUGGAGAAAUGUGUACAACUGAACAGUUGGAUAAAGUAAUGAAAAUAUGGACUACCUUUGUAGAACCUAUGCUUGGUGUUCCUUCUCGACCUCAAGGUGCAGAGGACACCGAAGAUGUUGUGAAGACUAAGAACAAAAGUGAUUCUUCCACCUUUAGUGAGAGCGAGGGAAGCCCUGGUGGUGGUGGUGGUGCUACUGUUGUGAAUUUCAGACAGUCAAAUCCUUGCAAAAAUGGACAUGAAAGUAGCCAACCUGAGCAAUCAAGUUCUAGCCGGUCUUGGAUGCCGAAUAGAGAUAAUGGGAUCAAAGAAGAUGGCUCUGUUGAUGUAGAUCAUAUUGCUCAUAAAACCAAUAUCUCACCUGACGCUCCUCAACAAGAUAAAAUUCAGGUUAAUGCAGCUACAGUUGAUGGAAUCUCAGGGUCCAGCAAACAAGCCAGUUCUAGUGAACAAUUAAUCAAUCCUAGUGCAUCCCUUGCAGCUGGAUUGGAGCAAAGCAAUGGAAGAACUAGCGUAGAAAGUGCUUCAGGUCUUAGUGCUACACCUUCAAGACAAUGCAAUGUUCCUGUUGAGGGCGGGCUUGAGCUGAAGUCAAGUAAUGAAAAUUUGCCUGUAUUGGAGGGUGGUGAUUGUUCUAGACUAAUUACAUCCUCAAAUGGGAUAAUGACAGAAAGUGCCAAAAGUCACAAAUGUAAUGAAGAACCUGCUGGACAAUUUAAGGUCGAGAGGGAGGAAGGUGAAUUGUCUCCAAAUGGAGAUUUUGAGGAAGAUAACUUUGCAGUUUAUGGAGACACUGGUCUGGACAAUGUACCCAGCGUGAAGAGUGGUCCUCUAAACAGGCAAUAUCAAAAUCAAGGGGAAGAAAUAUGUGGUGUAGGGGCUGGGGGUGGAAAUGGCGCUGGUGAAGACGGUGAAGAAAGUGCUCAGAGGUCAUCAGAGGAUAGUGAGAAUGCCUCUGAGAAUGGUGAGGUUUCUGGGAGCGAGUCUGGUGAUGGUGAUGAUUGCUCAAGGGAAGAGCAAGAGGAGGAUAUAGACCAUGGUGAGAAUGAAAACAAGGCUGAGAGUGAAGGUGAGGCUGAAGGGAUGGCCGAUGCAAAUGAUGUUGAAGGAGAUGGAACCUUGUUACCCUUUUCCGAACGCUUCCUGCAAACUGUAAAGCCCGUUACAAAGCAUGUCCCUCAAGCAUUAUAUGACAGAAAAAGGGUUUCUGAGAUUUUUUAUGGAAAUGAUUCGUUUUAUGUGCUUUUUAGGCUUCACCAAACAUUAUAUGAGAGAAUUCAAUCAGCAAAGAUCAAUUCAUCAUCCUUGGAUAAAAAAUGGAGGGCCUCAAAUGAUCCAAGCCCCACUGAUCUGUAUGCCAGGUUCAUGAGUGCACUUUACAAUUUACUUGAUGGCUCUUCUGAUAAUACAAAGUUUGAGGAUGACUGCCGAGCUAUAAUUGGAACUCAGUCAUAUCUUCUAUUCACGCUGGAUAAGCUAAUAUAUAAACUUGUCAAACAACUUCAAGCUGUUGCAAUUGAUGAGAUGGAUAGCAAGCUUCUCCAACUCUAUGCAUAUGAGAAAUCUAGAAAGCCUGAAAGAUUUGUUGAUGUUGUUUAUCAUGAAAAUGCACGAGUUCUCCUUCAUGAUGAGAAUAUAUAUCGUAUUGAAUGUUCAUCCACACGAACGCAUCUCAAUAUUCAGCUUAUGGACUACGGGCAUGAUAAGCCUGAAGUGACAGCUGUUUCCAUGGACCCUAAUUUUGCAGCUUACCUGCAAAAUGACUUCCUUUCAGUUGUUCCUGAGGAAAAAGAGAACACUGGGAUUUUCCUGAAGAGGAAUAAACGCAGGCACAGCAGCGGUGAUGAAUUUAACUCUCUAAGUCAAGCCAUGGAAGGACUUAAAGUGGUCAAUGGUUUGGAGUGCAAGAUUGCUUGCAAUUCAUCCAAGGUCUCUUACGUAUUAGAUACUGAAGAUUUUUUAUUCAGAGGAAGGCAAAGAAGAGCUUUGCACCAAAGCAGCUCAUGCCAACCUAAAGUUUCAAAUGGCUGUUCAGUUAGACUACAACGAGUACAGCGAUUUCAAAGUUUGGUUGCUGGCACAUAAUUAAACCUUUCUUGAUUCUUAUACGGUUUCUUUAUUCUCCCAUCAGCGGGAAUUAGAUGCAGAGUUUUCUGGGAUGAGAGGGUCUACACUCCACAGCGCUGGAAAUUGAAAAGCUUUUUCAAAAAUUGUCUUCCAAGUAUUAUCAUAUUUGUCUCACUCACCAACCAAAUAAAGAAUGUGAAGGAAAAGAAAGCGGGAAAGAUUGAAAGGCCGGAAAGGUCAUGGAAUAUGGCAAGUUCGUGGCUUUCUAACCACAUUUCUGUACAUAGAGGUAGUUUGUGCUAAAAGGGUUCUCAUUUUUUAGAUUGUGGAAGAGGACAGGACAGAAAAGAGCGUUCAUGGCGGGAGGAGAGAGGGUUUAGAUUGUCAUUUCAGAAUUUCAGUUACAGACAAUAUAAAAAAAAAAUUCAAAAUAUUUACUGAGAUUCUCUUUUUUUACUAAUUUAUUAAUAUGAUAUUUUAGCGUAGUUUAUUUGUGGUUAAAUGUCAAUUUUUGUUUAUCAACGUUAAGAAAUUAAAAAUGUGUAU